AUGCAACAUAUUAAUAUUACCACAGUUAUUCUUCUUGGGUUCCAAAACCUCCAUAACUUAAAUAUUGUAUUCUUCUUUAUAAUCCUAACAAUUUAUUGUUUGACAAUAUUUGGUAAUCUUCUCAUUAUUUUGUUAUCAACAUGCAAAAGUGGACUACAUUCUCCGAUGUACAUCUUCCUUACACAACUUUCCUUAUCUGAUAUUUUACUGACUACAGAUAUAAUCCCUAACAUGCUUCAUGUUUUAUUAAAUAAAAGGGGGACUAUGUAUUUCUCAGCCUGUAUCAUUCAGUUUUACUUCUUUGGAGUCUCAGAAACCUCAGAAUGCCUUCUUCUGACAGUCAUGGCUUAUGACCGAUACCUGGCCAUCUGCAAACCUCUGCAGUAUAACGUUCUAAUGAACCAUGCAUCUUGUCUUAAGUUAUUAAUUAUGUCCUGGUCUCUGAGUUUUACUUUAAUGCUCAUUGAAACAAUUAAUAUAUAUAAACUGUACUUCUGUGGACCUCAUAUUAUUGACCAUUUCUUCUGUGAUUUUUAUCCUCUGUUGGAACUUUCUUGCUCUGAUGUCUCUAGAGUGAAAACUGAAGUUACAAUACUUUGUAUCCCGGUUAUUAUUUGCCCAUUUAUGAUUAUUAUAGUAUCAUACAUUUAUAUCAUUUUCACCAUUCUGAAGAUCAAAUCCAUCAAUGGUAGACAGAAAGCUUUCUCCACUUGUAGCUCUCAUCUGACUGUGGUGUCUAUAUUUUACGGGGCUCUAAUUGGGAUCUACGCCCUUCCAACAGGAGAGUCAACAAGAAAAGUCAGUUCUCUUCUUUAUACCAUAGUGAUUCCAUUUCUUAAUCCAAUAAUUUAUAGCCUAAGGAACAAAGACAUCAAGAAAGCCAUUUUGUUUCUAAAUGCACAUCAUAUAAAAAAGAUAUAUGUGACGAUAAAUUCUGGUUGA
Pelobates fuscus (common spadefoot toad) is the source of this 942-nucleotide messenger RNA. Its product is annotated as olfactory receptor 10AG1-like. The record is from RefSeq and is a predicted model, not a curated record. The coding region runs from base 1 to 942 and encodes 313 amino acids. Gene Ontology annotation, molecular function: olfactory receptor activity; G protein-coupled receptor activity. The transcript is spliced from 2 exons. NCBI's taxonomy places the organism in Eukaryota, Metazoa, Chordata, Amphibia, Anura, Pelobatidae. Gene Ontology annotation, cellular component: membrane. Gene Ontology annotation, biological process: G protein-coupled receptor signaling pathway.